Messenger RNA from Bufo bufo (common toad), 3781 nucleotides. It is a transcript of the gene ACAD10, whose product is annotated as acyl-CoA dehydrogenase family member 10. The transcript has 21 exons. The record is from RefSeq and is a predicted model, not a curated record. Gene Ontology annotation, molecular function: oxidoreductase activity, acting on the CH-CH group of donors; flavin adenine dinucleotide binding. The coding region runs from base 146 to 3301 and encodes 1051 amino acids. Lineage: Eukaryota; Metazoa; Chordata; Amphibia; Anura; Bufonidae.
CAUGUUUGGAGACCACGGGGCUACAGAAAUAUGGCUGCCGCUGUUUUUCUGUUCUUGUGUUUUGAGCGGUGGCUCUUCCAGCCAAUCACAGCAGCCGCUGCCGCCUCGUUCUCUGUAGUUGCUGGGUGUCCGCUGUAGGGUAACCAUGCUUAUUACUAGAGGUUUACAACCUUCAUAUUUCCACCCUUCUAAAGUUUCUUCGGUUUGGAAACUACGCUUAUUUCGGCGGAGUUCAGUAAGAUGGGGCCACGCUGCAACGUGUGGAUACAAGGCAGUUGUCUUUGACAUGGGAGGUGUUCUUCUUCCAUCACCCUACAGACUGGCUGAAGACUGGGAGCUCCGUAACAAUGUGCCGAAUGGUACUAUAAAAGAAGCCAUCGUAUUAGGUGGAGACGGAGGACCGUGGAUGAAGUACAUGAGAGGAGAGUUGUCUGCACAAGGCUUUGUGCAAGAAUUUGGAAACCAAUGCUCAAACAUUACAGGUCGUCCAGUUCCAGUUCACAGCUUCCUCAAAGACCUUACCAGUAAGGAGAUGGCCAAGCAGCUGCCAGAAAUGAGUGAGGCUAUUCAAUGCAUUAAAGCUGAAGGACUCAAAACUGCUGUUCUCAGCAACAACUUCUUCCUGCACAGUGGAGAAAGUUUUCUACCCGUCGACCGGUCACAAUUUGAUGUGAUCGUUGAGUCUUGCAUUGAAGGUAUAUGUAAACCAGACCCUCGGAUAUACCAGAUGUGUGCAAAGCGUCUUGGGGUUCAGCCUAGAGAAGCAGUCUUUCUUGAUGACAUAGGACAGAACUUGAAAGCUGCAGCACAGUUGGGCUUUUAUACAAUAAAGGUAAAUAACGUGAACGAUGCACUUCAAGAUUUAGAAAAUCAGUUGGGAUUCCCUUUAAAAGACUUUGUUCCAAACACUCGUUCUGUGAGACCUACUAUGGAUUUCCCAAGAGAUUCCUUGACAAAGUAUCUUGAAAAUACAUUUGGCGAAGAAUUAUCAGGCGCUCUCUUUGUACGACAGUUCAGCCAUGGACAGUCCAACCCAACCUAUUAUGUUCGAUUUAAUGGAAGACAACUUGUACUGCGCAAAAAACCUCCAGGAAAGCUGCUUCCUGCUGCUCAUGCUGUGGAGAGGGAGUAUAGGAUCCUGAAAGCCCUUGGGGAAGCAGGUGUUUCUGUACCAAAGGUGUUCAACCUCUGUGAAGAUUCUACUAUUAUUGGAACUCCUUUCUAUCUGAUGGAGUACCUCACUGGACGUAUCUUUAAAGAUCCCUCACUACCAGGGCUAGAUGCCAAAGAGCGCCAUGCUGUAUACACUGAGAUGAAUAAAGUAUUAUGCAAGAUUCAUAGUGUGGAUAUCCAGGCAGCUAAGCUUGAGGAUUAUGGGAAACAAGGUGCAUAUAUUCAACGGCAAGUCCAGAUAUGGACCAAGCAGUACAGAUCUAGUGAGACCCAUACAAUCCCAGCCAUGGAAAGACUUAUUGAAUGGCUCCCACGUCAUCUACCGCCCAACCAGAUCACCUCUGUUGUACAUGGGGAUUUUAGAUUGGAUAACUUAGUAUUUCAUCCGGAGAAGGUGGAAGUUCUUGGUGUUCUGGACUGGGAACUGUCUACCCUGGGAGAUCCCUUGUCAGAUGUAGCUUACAGUUGUUUGGCUCAUUAUUUGCCGCCAGACCUCCCUAUUCAGAAAGGGCUACAAAGUUAUGAUCUGAAAGAGAUGGGAAUUCCCACAGCAGAGGAAUACUUUGAGUGGUACUGUAAGAACAUGGAAAUCCCUAAAGCUGAGAACUGGUAUUUCUACAUGGCUUUCUCAUUUUUCCGAAUUGCAGCAAUCCUGCAAGGUGUAUAUAAGAGAUCUCUCACAGGUCAAGCUAGUUCUGCAAGUGCAGGAGCUAGUGGUAAAUUAUCUGAAUUCAUGGCAGACAUAGCUUGGGAUUUUGCAACAAAAGAAGGUUUUCGAGUAUUCAAAUCUGAAUCUGGGGGCUUAUCUAAAAAUCCACCAAAAAGAUCAUAUAGUACUUGGAGUCGGGCACAUAACUCAAGAACCUUUGUUACUAGAGCAUACUUGCACUCAAACCAGAGAGGUAUUCUGAUCAUAAGUCCUGAGGGACUUUCCACAAAUGCCAAAAGCCUGUACGGUAAAUUAAAGGAAUUUAUCGAACUUCAUAUUUACCCUGCUGAGCAAGAACUGAGAGACUAUCAAUUUUCCGUGAAGAGAUGGAAACCACACCAACUUAUUGAGGACCUCAAGGAAAAAGCCAAGAAUCAAGGGUUAUGGAAUCUUUUCCUUCCGUUGGAGAGUGACCCAGAGGGCAAGUAUGGAGCCAAGCUGACAAACAUGGAAUAUGCUCAUCUUUGUGAGCUAAUGGGGACAUCUAUCUAUGCUCCAGAGAUAUUUAAUUGUUCGGCCCCCGACACUGGAAACAUGGAAGUGCUAAUUCGUUAUGGAACAGAAGAACAGAGGGAACGAUGGUUGAAGCCACUUUUAAAAGGGGAGAUCAGAUCAUGUUUUGCAAUGACCGAACCACAGGUUGCCUCUUCUGAUGCCACCAACAUUGAAUCAUCAAUUGUGGAAGAUGACAACUCAUACAUCAUUAAUGGACAUAAGUGGUGGACGUCAGGUGGACUUGAUCCACGCUGUAAAAUUUGUAUCUUUAUGGGGAAGACCGAUCCAGAUGCUCCUCGCCAUAAACAGCAGACAAUGAUCUUGGUUCCAAUGGACACACCUGGAGUGAAGGUCCUAAGGCCUCUCACUGUCUAUGGAUUAGAUGAUGCUCCAGCUGGACAUGGAGAAUUACGCUUUGACAAUGUACGUGUGCCUAAGGAGAAUAUACUACUGGGCAGAGGAAGAGGAUUUGAAAUUGCACAGGGCAGACUUGGUCCAGGGAGAAUACAUCAUUGUAUGAGGCUUAUCGGACACGCAGAGAGGUCCUUAUCUCUCAUGAAACAAAGAGUCAAAUCAAGAAUAGCUUUUGGCAAACCUUUGGCUGAACAAGGCACUAUCUUGGCAAAUAUUGCCAAGUCCAGAGCUGAGAUUGAUCAGGCGAGGAUGUUGGUGCUCAAAGCCGCCCAUCUUAUGGAUACUGUAGGCAAUAAGGAAGCUGCUUUGGAAAUUGCUUUGAUUAAAAUGGUGGCCCCAUCUAUGGCUCAAAAUGUUGUUGACAGAGCAAUUCAGGCUUUUGGGGCUGCAGGACUCAGCAAUGACUUCCCACUUGCACAGUUUCAUGCCUGGGCACGGGCCCUGCGCUUGGCUGAUGGACCUGAUGAAGUGCACCAAGCAGCUGUGGCUAAAAUAGAAAUGAAACAUUAGGACCUGUGUUUAGUUAUGGAGCAAUAAGACCAGUUUGUCUCAAUCCUCUGUAAAGAAAUAAUCAUAAUAGUUGCUUUAAGGUUACCAAUCACAGCGCAUUGUUUCCUGGUCAUAAUCCAAAAAGAGUGCAGCGAUGUCUGGGAUGACACUGUUGUGGGAUAGGGUAUGCACGUGUACAACAAUCAGAGAGUGAUAUCUUGAUGUUUGUUAUUUUAGCAUGUUUUUUUUUAUUGUACCUUUUAUGUAUGUUUCUUACAACAUUCAUGAAAUACUUGUUUUCAUAAAGGUACAGGUUAAAAACACAAUGCCAAUCAGAAAAGUAACAGUUGUCUCAUCUCGCCAUAACUAAACUCUGACCAUGAGGUGGCUGGGAAACAGGAGCGUGCCGUCACUCUUCUGUUUUGGUUGCUUCCAUUGCAGUGAUUGCCUUAGUUGUAGUGAGAUGAGACAAUCCCUUUAACUAGACUGUGAACUAUAACC